Varroa destructor (honeybee mite) is the source of this 1240-nucleotide messenger RNA. RefSeq lists its product as uncharacterized. Gene Ontology annotation, cellular component: chitin-based extracellular matrix. Lineage: Eukaryota; Metazoa; Arthropoda; Arachnida; Mesostigmata; Varroidae. Gene Ontology annotation, molecular function: structural constituent of chitin-based larval cuticle. The record is from RefSeq and is a predicted model, not a curated record.
CUUGCGUUAACCGGUCCACUCAUGUUAAGUUGGCGGCUAUGGGCCUUCGUUGCAUGCGCCACUAUCCUGUUACUCUGCUUAGGUUCUGUCAAAGCCGGCGGAGGACAAUCGAACUCAUUGCGAAAGCAAGACGACUAUGGAAAUUAUGCUUUUUCGUACGACAUUGCUGAUAAGCAUGGGGCUGUUAACGGAAGAAAAGAAUAUGGCGGCCCUCACGGCGUUUCCGGUUCAUACUACAUCGGUGAUAUUGAUGGACGUCAUAGAACAGUGCAUUAUGUCGCCGACAAAAUCGGAUUCCGCGCGCAAAUUAAAACCAAUGAACCUGGAACUAAGACAACGUAUGCCGCAAGUGCUGCUUAUGCAUCUGCAAACGGCAACACAGCGCUCGCUGGGGGCUAUUACGCGGACCUUAUCAGUUACAAGCAUGGAUCCACGGGGUAUAACCAUGGAGGCUAUGGACAUGCUGUCUCUUACGGGACUUAUGGUGCUGCAGGCCCUGUGUUCGACGGCCACGGCGGAUUUGGUCACGGGAUGGUGGGAUAUGAACAUUCUAUCGCCCACGGGCACCACGGCGGUUCCAUUAGAAUACACGGAGGUUCUGGGCCUUUUUAUAGAUAAACCUGCAGAAAGAUUGGGUUAAGCUCUUCGAACCGAGUGACACCAUAGAAUUGACUUAUUCUACUCUGAAGUAUUUUACUGUUUCCUUUAAUUUACAUUUUGCGUACUAGAAAUGUCCUUUUCGUACCCUCUAACGCAUGCUUCGCUGUAUAUCCCUUUGUUCUCAGGUUUUUGAAAAAUAUUUAUAUUCAGUAUUUAUCUUUAUUUAUUUAGACCAAAUAUAGCCAAUAAUAUAUACUACCUAAGAGCUAUCAUUAGGACAAAUUAAACUUUCACUUUUUAAAAUGAACUGCUAUUUAGUCUUAAACCAUAUUGAUUCUUAGCUAUUCACAAUAGAGAUAAAACCCAACGUUUGUUUGUUACGUAAAGUGUUUUCGUUUGCAAAUCUAGCCUUUCUAUUGAAAAUAGCCUAUACAACUCGCCCCUAGAUUCAACAUAUACAUAUAUAUUCUUACGUAAUUUAUAACAUAAUGUACUCUUUGAGUUUGUCUACCUACAAAUAACUAAAAUUCAAUGCCUAUCUGAAGCACGAGAAGAAGUUCUACUUGUUCAGUGUUUAAUUGAGUGCUAUGGCAACGCUCCAAAAGGGAUUUAACAUAAUAAUCAAAAUGAUGACAAUCUU